AUGAACAUGUGGCGCUUGAACUGGAUCCACAGUACUGUGCUAUGUCUCGCCAUCCUAGGCAAGAUCCGCGUUGCAAGCACUCAAGACAACGAGAUCGAGGUAACGUUGACCAGGGGAACGACUGGACUCGGCAUUCACCUGGUCAGCGAGUCGAAAACAGGAUCACUGCUGAGGGGUGCCGUGGUUGACAGGGUGGUACCCGAGAGCGCUGCUUCGUUCGUGCUGCUCAAGGGAGACAUUCUCACGACGGUAGCUGGUGUGGAGAUCCGUCAAUGGGCCCUGGACAACAUUAACCGUCUGCUGGAAACUCAGGUCCGGGUCAAGAUCAAGUUAGUGAGGGCACCCCAACUCGGCGAGAUAGGCUUCGGCCCAGAGGAAGGAGAAGGGGGAAGAGCGGAGAGUGCAUCAUGCUACGCGAGCAUCGAGGGAGAUGUCGACGACUUGCACGCCUUUGCAUGUACCCCUGCGGCGUUCGGCAGCGACCUCCCCGCCUUCUCCUUAGAGAGCUCCGCUCUCCCCAUUGUCGUUGCUCAGCCCCUCGAUCACUGCAAGAGAAGCAGCUUCGACGCUAGUGGAUCCGCGCUCUUGGUCUCAAAGGGGGGGUGCCUGCCAGGUGCAAAGGCCGCCAACGCUGCUUGGAAUGGUGCGGAGGUCAUGAUCUUGGUCGACGGUCAAUACCCCCCGCUUCCACCCUUGCCGAGUGUCGCUGGCAAGAGGGUUUUGCCCCAAAGUUCGCGCGACACCUCGAAGCUCCAUGGCAUCCCGGUUGUAAUCGUCAGCAAUGCAACAGGGUAUCGAAUGAUCUCCGAAGUGCGAGAGAGGGGCAGAGAGGUGCUGACUUUUGCUCAUUCAGGUCCGCAUCCGUCCAGGCCGGCUACCAAACCUCGAAAGCAGAUACCGGUGGACGAGGCAGAGAGUCUUCGGGUUCGUGAGCAUCCCUUCAACCUCAGAUCUCUGUUCCGGGACGGUGAGAUCGGGAUCGAGUUUGGGAGCCCGGGGUUGCCCAAGGGUCAGACACCGACAACCCAUCUGGCGGUGUCGUGCGAGCUAUCAACUCUGCUCACAGGCCUUCAGAGAAGGGUACCCUUCGGUAGGACGGUUCCCUGCCCGGUGUGCAACGGAAGGGGAGCUCCCGCAGAGGCAAUGCGCCCGUGUAAAGCAUGCAGCUCUUCGGGCGAGCCGGGCGUGGCGGCCGCAGCCCACGAUCACAGCCACGAGGUGAAGCAAUCUCUGAGGACCACUUGCCCGCGCUGCCAUGGGUUCGGAGAAGUCCCACAGUGGGGGCGUUCGUGCCAGCGGUGCAAAGGCGAACGCGUCAUCCAGGAGUCCGGCUGGCUUGACCUGACAAUCCCCAAAGGAGCACCCGACCAGCACAGGAUUCACUUUCCGGGCGUCGGAUCACACUUUCCCGGAAGGACGGCGGGCGACGUCGAGGUCGCGAUAAACAUUGAGCCUCACGAACGGUUCAUGCGAGACGGUUCCAAUCUACGAAUGGAAUUACCCAUUUCUCUCACGGAAGCUCUCUCCGGCUUUACUCGAGAGAUCCAGCUGUUGAAUGGGAGCACGGUCCUCCUCAACAGGACACGGAUGAUCAGCCACAAUGGUGAGGUAGAAAUCGAAGGAGGAGGGCUCCCGGUGUGGGAUGGCGGCCGUGGGGCGGGCACUGGAUGGAGCACACACUCGUCAACUAAUGCCAGCGCACUCCUGGCCGACAAAACAGUUACUGGUUCGACGAUCGUCACUUGCAGCGUUGAAUUUCCAGAUAUUACAAGCGAACGUCUUCAGGGCCUCGACAGCGCUGGGGCUGCUUCAGACGAGUGA
Molecule: messenger RNA, 1821 nt
Organism: Ectocarpus siliculosus
Lineage: Eukaryota; Phaeophyceae; Ectocarpales; Ectocarpaceae
Source: the annotation of a GenBank genome assembly